CAUAACCUUGCAUAAUCUGUAUAAGAUCAAGAUCAUAUCAGGCCGAAAAGAGUGUGAUAGUGAACCCAACAAUGUAUUAAUUAACGUUGAUGUUUCCGGUGACAACAACCAAAUUUUAAAAUUAGUUCAAUUUAUAACAAUUACACGCGAAGGAAUAUUAUCAUCAUUAGCUCUUGACAAUGAACUUGAGCCCCAUUUCAAAACAAAUUUGACAAUUGACAUCACAAUCACAUCACGUGCUUUAAAAGUUCAAAGUUCAUUUCUUAUUUUGUUUUGGUACACACCACUUGCUGAUUACAAGAAUCAUAAGUAUUGCAAAAUAAUAAAUUAAACUAGUACCGUAGCUUAGACUUAUACGUAGUGAAAAUGGUUCGGGCUUGGUAUAUGGACAACGAUCCUAGCGAUCAAAGAAACGAGCACCAUCAAAAUCCACCUCAUUUUAUUACACUGGAAGAACUUUUCAAAAUAUCUGGCGUGGAAUAUUUCAAGUUAAAUAUCGACACUCUUGACACCGAUGGAGUACUAGACAAAAUUAAAAAGGGUAGAGGUUACACUUAUGAAGACGAGCUGGUUUGCUCCAAGGAAUGUCUGCCAAAUUACGAAGAAAAAUUGAAAAUAUUUUAUACCGAGCACUUACAUACUGACGAGGAAAUACGACUGGUUACUGAAGGUUCUGGGUAUUUUGAUGUGCGGGACAAAAACGAUCAAUGGAUUAGAGUUGAAGUUGUUCCUGGGGACUUGCUUAUUUUGCCUAGUGGAAUAUAUCAUAGAUUUACUCUGGAUAAGAAUAACUUUAUAAGAGCAAGGAGAUUGUUUAUUGGUGAACCUGUCUGGACAGCACACAACAGACCUUCCGAUAACAUGGAGUGCAGGGAAAACUAUGUGAAAAAUCUUCAAACUGGGAAUUUUGUUAAAGUCCAAUAAUUUUAUAUAUAAAUCAUAUAUCUACAGAUGGAACAUAUUUUUAUACAUAUCAGUGUCUUGUU
This is a messenger RNA of Anoplophora glabripennis (Asian longhorned beetle), 986 nucleotides long. RefSeq names its product 1,2-dihydroxy-3-keto-5-methylthiopentene dioxygenase. Lineage: Eukaryota; Metazoa; Arthropoda; Insecta; Coleoptera; Cerambycidae. Gene Ontology annotation, molecular function: acireductone dioxygenase [iron(II)-requiring] activity. The record is from RefSeq and is a predicted model, not a curated record. Bases 367 to 924 code for a protein of 185 amino acids. The transcript has 3 exons.